CCGCUCCUCCAUCUCCUCCACGCGCCCAGCCCAGCCAGCCAGCCGCACGCCCUUCCUCAUCGUGUGGGCGCCGGCCACUUUCUCUCCCUCUCGCGCGCGACAGCUCGCUCGUGGGCUGGCUUGGGCUGCGCCGAGCCAUGCCCGCGCACUCGGCGUCGGCUUCGGCGUCGUCGUCGCUGCACCCCUUGCACGCGCCGCCCUCCCUCCUCUCCACGCCCGCCUCGCAGCGCAUCCCCGGCGUCGGGCUCUAUCUCCACAACGUCAAGUCUCCGCCACACGCAUCCGGGACUCUACUGCUGACGCGCACCGCCUUACUCUUCGUGCCCACGCCCCCACUGCCGCCCAGCGGCGGCCUCGAGGUGCCGCUGGCGCACAUCCGCGCGAGCGAACACUAUGCGGGCUUCCUGAGCAGCAGCGCAAAGGUGACGCUGCGCCUCGCUCCGCCGCCACCGCCGACGCCAGCCGAUGGCAGCAGUGCUGCGGCGCCUCGCACGCAGCCCACCGGCUCCGCAGCCGCAGCCGCAGCCGCAGCCGCGUCGGCGGCGCUCCCUCCAGCAGCACGAGACACAGACACGCAGCAAUGGCUCUGCGCCAUCUGUGCCUUUGCCAACAGCGCCGGCUCCACAUGCGCGCUGUGCGGCGUCGCACGUCCCUCUGGCGCCUCUGCCGGGCACGCACGCCAGCAGACCAGUGCGCCGCGCUCUGCCUUUGCCUCUGUCUCUGUCUCUGCCUCUGUCUCUGCCUCUGUGCCGCCAGCAGCUGCUGCCGCUGCUGCUGCCACGGCGACGCCGACGGCGGAUGCAGGCGGCCUCUGCGGCGUGUGUACGUUUGCGAACCACCCGUCGUUGCGCGCAUGCGAGAUGUGCGGCGCGCCGCUCGUCGAUGGCCACAGCAGCAGCGGCGGCGGCGGCGGCGGCGGCGGCAGCGGCAGCGGCAGGCACGGCGCAGGCGGCGCCGCCGCGGCCGAGGGCGUGGAGGCGGAGCAGGAGCAGGAGCAGCAGCAGGGCCAAGAAGAGACGACACUGCGCAUCGCCUUUCGCCAAGGGCGCGACCGCGGCUUCUACAAGGCGCUGCAGGAGGCACUCAGGCGACGCACGUGGGAAGAACAGCCGGAUGCGGGCGAGAUCUCGCCAGCGACGAUGCGCCUCGUGACGCCGCACCUGCCCGCGCUGACGUCGCCGUCGAUCGCGACGCGCGUGCUGCGCAGCGGCUCGCACGUGCUGCACACGCCGCGCUGGGGCGACGCCGUCUUUGGCGUGCGCCUGCUGCGGCUGCUGCGUGCACAGCACGCCGCCGAACGCGACGCCGAGGCGGCAGCGAGCACCGCGACCGCCAGCUCCGGAUACGGCGAGGGCCUGAGCAGCGCGCAGCUGGCGGCGCGCGAGCGCGCGCCGCUCGGCCUCGUCGCAGAGCUCGUCGAGACGGCAGAGGCACGCGGCCUCGUGGUGCGCGACGAGAGCGAGCAGGGCACGCGCUGGUACGAAAACGCCAUCGUGGCGUUCGAGUGGGAGCAGCCUGAGGCGCCACGGUAGGGCGCCUGAGGGAGGCACAUGCAAAGCAAGAUAGACACAUGCCCAGACGUCGCGGCGACGAGAUGAGGAUUGGCUAGUGUACAGGGUGACGCGGCCAGAGUGCCAUGGGGUUGGACCGAGCGGGAACGGUGUGUAUGUGUGUGUGUGCGAGAUGGACACGGGCGAGGCGGUGAUGGAGGUGGCAGACGAAUC
Tilletiopsis washingtonensis is the source of this 1724-nucleotide messenger RNA. RefSeq lists its product as hypothetical. Gene Ontology annotation, molecular function: phosphatidylinositol-3-phosphate binding; ubiquitin binding. The record is from RefSeq and is a predicted model, not a curated record. NCBI's taxonomy places the organism in Eukaryota, Fungi, Basidiomycota, Exobasidiomycetes, Entylomatales. The transcript has 2 exons. Bases 138 to 1532 code for a protein of 464 amino acids. Gene Ontology annotation, biological process: protein transport to vacuole involved in ubiquitin-dependent protein catabolic process via the multivesicular body sorting pathway. Gene Ontology annotation, cellular component: ESCRT II complex; late endosome membrane.